This is a messenger RNA of Setaria italica (foxtail millet), 2007 nucleotides long. Its product is annotated as L-type lectin-domain containing receptor kinase IX.1. Gene Ontology annotation, cellular component: plasma membrane. Gene Ontology annotation, biological process: protein phosphorylation. Gene Ontology annotation, molecular function: carbohydrate binding; ATP binding; protein kinase activity. NCBI's taxonomy places the organism in Eukaryota, Viridiplantae, Streptophyta, Magnoliopsida, Poales, Poaceae. The record is from RefSeq and is a predicted model, not a curated record. The coding region runs from base 1 to 2007 and encodes 668 amino acids. The transcript has 2 exons.
AUGACCAUACCCCAAUUUUUGCUGUGCCACAUGCUGCUGUCAACCCUCUACUACGUACCUCAGGCAAUCUCUGUCUCCUUCGACUUCGAUUUCUCCCAACCCAGCAGUUGGUACCAGGCUGCAAAAUUAAGCUUACAGGGCGACGCCCGCAUGGAGGACAAAGUGAUCGAGCUGACGAGAAAAGGCUCGGAGAACAGCGUAGGGCGGGCGUCCUACUCGGAAGCGGUAGCCAUUUGGGACGAGAUCACCGGUGAGCUCACCAGUUUCACCACCGUUUUCUCCUUCCAAAUCUUGCCAGACACCUACUUCAGCACCGGCGACGGCAUGGCUUUCUUCCUCGGGCACUACCCGUCGAUCAUUCCUGCCUCAGGCGUCGGCGGCAGCCUCGGCCUGUUCAGUACGGACACCACCAACGCGACGGGGGAUAACCGGGCCGUGGCGGUGGAGUUCGACACCCACGACAACCCCGCCUACGACAACAGCAACAAUCACAUCGGCAUCGACGUCAACUCCCUCAUCUCCAGGGAGUAUGCCAACACCAGUAAUGUGCCAGGCAGGAACCUGACAUCCGGCCUGGUGAUGACGUGCCGGAUCAGCUACGAAAACAGCACGCAGCGCCUCGCUGCUGAUCUCCAGAUUGGUAACGUGACCUACCAUGUGGAUUCCAUUAUCGACCUGAGGAAAGUUUUGCCUAGCGUAGUGGCCAUCGGCUUCUCAGCGGCUACCGGUGUGUCGUCGGAGUUACACCGGCUACUGGCCUGGUCGUUCAACUCCACCUUGGAUGGCCCCCGUGCACCUGCACCCAACUCCACCUUGGAUGGCCCCCGUGCACCUGCACCCAACUCCAAGAUUAGGGUUUGGAAGAUUGUUGUUAUAAUAACAGGAGCAGCGGAUGUGGUAGUAGUCAUCGCCGGUUUUGUGUAUCUAAGGCGACGACUUAGAAGACAGAACAAUACAGGGUACGAAACUCCAGCCCAUGUUGCCAGAUGUUUCAGUUACCAUGAACUGGCCGAGGCGACGCACAACUUUGCAGAAGAACAGAAGCUCGGCGAGGGAGCCUACGCUUGUGUUUACAGAGGAGAGCUGGCAAAUCCAAGCCGAUCGGUGGCAGUAAAAAGGUUCAAGCGAGGAACAUCGUCUAGUAUCGGCAUGAUGAGAGCUUUUGAGGAUGAGGUUGAGGCCAUCAGUCAAGUCAGACACCGCAACCUUGUUGAGCUAGUAGGCUGGUGCAAUGAUGGGAAGAAGCACCGCUUGUUGCUCGUUUACGAGCUUGUCACCGAAGGUAAUCUUGACGAACAUUUGCAUGGGGGGCGGAGUUGGUUGUCGUGGACCAUGAGGUACAAGAUCAUCCUCAACCUAGGCCGCGCCCUACAGUAUCUCCACGAAGAUUGCAGCUUCUGCGUGUUGCAUGGCGACAUCAAGUCCAGCAACAUAUUACUGGACUCACGGCACGUUGCCAAGUUAGGUGACUUUGGCUUGGCAAGGUUUACUGAGCAUGAGAUCGAGUUGAAGAAUACAUGUAACAUAGCUGGAACACCAGGGUAUGUGGACCCAGACUUUGUCACGACGGGGAAGCGGAGCAGAGUCUCGGAUGUCUACAGCUUUGGCAUUGUUUUGCUGGAGAUCGUUUCAGGACGGCGUCCAGCUGUUGUAGACCAUCAAACUAUGGUCACCCCGUUGCUGUUAUGGGUAUGGGGCAAGAACAAUGGUGAAGCCAUCCUUGAAGCAGCGGAUGCGGCUCUCAGGGAGGAAUCCACGGCGGUUGAUCGGGGACAGAUGGAGCGUGCGCUACUCGUGGGGCUCUGGUGCGCACACCCAGACCCAACCCAACGGCCAUCGAUCGCAGAGGCGUUGAGGGCCCUGCAGUCUAGGGAUGUGGAGAUCCCUCAUCUGCCACUGCCAGUGUUCAUGGCAGGGCUGUCAAAUUUUGCUACUGAUGACAGGCCAAGUGCAAGCGAGACCUCUGAUGGCGCUUCUGUAUGGGGUGAACUCCAAUGGACUCGCUAG